AUUUUCCAUUGCCAAAAGUCCAGAAAUGUGCCAAAAUAAAUCCUCACAGAAGUAUUUUUGGUACCCCGGAAAUCACCUGCCAGGUCAUGGUUUACCAUUGUCCCACCGUGAGAUGAACUGAUCAACAUCUGGAAUUGUGGCAACAAAUUCCACACUUUUCAUGGUCUCUUGCGUGCUCCCAAAUUGCAAUAGAGAGGUUGCCGUGUAUCACACAACAAGCAAAAGCCCCGUCUGUAUUGUCAUAGGACGGCGGGAUCCUCAACUGCGUUCCACCGCCCUCCUCCCACCAAAGAUGCCAUUUGAAAGCCAAUUAGCACGUGGAAGCCACGGGAAGUGAAGCCAAGGCAAAAGCACUGAUGAAAAUAAGGAUUUCAGAUGUGUCCCAUGCCAAGGUCGAGUGGCCCCGCAUUCCCACAAUGGAUCCCAGAAGUCCAAGCGUCAACGACGGGGGAGGACAACACCCCAGGCGGUCAUCGCAGGACGACGGGAGCCUGCAGCCACAGCCUUUGCAAGCCCACGAUAGCAUGCCAGAAACUUGGUUUUCUCCAGCCAUGCUGGCAUUGGAACAGUUAAGGAUAACUGGGAACCACAAUGAGUACACAGAAGGACCCACAAUUGCCCAACGGUCUCUGGUGUCACAGCACAGGCUCAAGAAGGGUGACGGUGACCCAGUUACAAUGCCUGUAUCCAGCAUUCAGCAGGAGACUCAGCAAGAGGGGCCCUGUGAUGUUCAGAACCUGCAUCCAAACACAAGUGUGAUGCGGUCCUCCAGCGUAGAGGACUCACACAGUAGCGCCAGGACCAGAGUGGAGAGCACUUGUUCGGAUCAGAGCUUUCUGGCCAUCCCGGCAAUAAUCAGUAAUCAGCCCAAACGAGCAGCGCUAAUGUCAAACAAAAAAACUGUGAAUGAGGAACCAAGGUUGUUGGUGGCCAUGCCCGGCAGCGGGGGCUGUAAGAAGGGCAGCGUGCACUCUGAGUGUGAGCACUGUGGCCUGUGCCGCUGCUUGGAGUGCAGGCACCCGCGGGUGCUGCCCUCCUGCUGGUUGUGCGGCAGGCGUUGCUUGUGCUCUGCGCAGCAUGCGAUGGAGUAUUGCACAUGCGUGUGCUGCGUCAAGGGGCUGUUCUACCACUGCUCCAGCGAUGACGAGGACACAUGCACGGACAAGCCCUUCUCGUGCACGCAGUCGCACUGCUGCAUCCGCUGGGCCACCGUUUCACUGAUCGCCGUGAUCCUCCCGUGUCUUUUGUGCUACCUUCCAGCCAGAGGAUGUGUCACCAUGUGUCAGACCUGCUACGACCGAGCUACACGACCCGGCUGUCGGUGCAAGAAAGCGAUCCACUGUGAGGCUGCAUGCAAGCCAACGUGAAUGGUGUGUUUUGCGUCGGACUGAAUUCAGUUUUUUGUCCUGUAGUCACAGCGGAAUAACAGAACGACUGGCACCGUUGAUAAAAAGUCAUACUUGAAAGCAAAAGAAGCAACACCAAAACAAGUGCUCCCACUCAGACUAUUGUGACCUGCAGAUUGAUUUCACGCACGUGGCCACAUAUCAGUAUUGCCAGGUGUUGUAGCUAUACAUUUUUCUUUUCAGGAUUACACGAAACUUCCAUGAACGCAGGGCAAAAAAGAACCAGUUACUGUAUAUUUUGUGUUUUUAUUAACCUUUUUAGUGCAUAAGUCAUGAAUCUUCACGACAAGGUCUGAAAUUUGGUGCUGAUCCGAGUUUGGAUAGUCUGGCCAUGGCAGAGGUCUGCACUUUACCGGGUGCCAUUGUAGUUUAAUGUUGAAUUGGCUUAAAUGAUCGGAAUAAACUUCUAAUGACUAACUUUAUGUGCAGUAGAAAAGAUGCUUUAUUUUUGUACAUAGAAUAAUUCCAACUGUGAAUCGUUUUCUGGCCCCUGCCACCUAAUGCGGACCAGUGAACUGUAUUUACACGAUGAUGUGACAUUGACUGACUGGAACGUAGAUCUUAAUUCUCAGUUCAUAGUUAUCCUUCAGCUUGUACAACUGUACAGUGACCUAUAUAAAAACUUUAUUUUCUAAUUGCUACUUUUCUUAGUGCAAAUGUAAAAUUAUAUAUUUAUUUGGAUGUUUAUUAUUUUAUAAUACAAAGUAUUUAUUUUUGUGUCAAUGCUGGAGAAAUAGUUGACUGAAAAGACAAAUAUAUUAACGUUUGAAAUUAAACAUCCUUGAAGUCUGAUAGACUGUAGUUUUUAUUCUGCAGUGUCAAUUAAAGUGUUCCUCAACU
This is a messenger RNA of Dunckerocampus dactyliophorus (ringed pipefish), 2246 nucleotides long. RefSeq names its product sprouty RTK signaling antagonist 2 (gene spry2). Lineage: Eukaryota; Metazoa; Chordata; Actinopteri; Syngnathiformes; Syngnathidae. The record is from RefSeq and is a predicted model, not a curated record. Gene Ontology annotation, biological process: multicellular organism development; animal organ development; negative regulation of fibroblast growth factor receptor signaling pathway. The transcript has 2 exons. Bases 357 to 1367 code for a protein of 336 amino acids. Gene Ontology annotation, cellular component: cytosol; membrane.